AACACACAGUAAUACGCCGCUACGCUGACUGGUUGUCUGCGCGGAAGUUUCGAAUCGAAUCGAAUCGGAUCGCAACGCGACGCAACGCAACGUAACGCGAGUUCUCAUUUCGUUUGUGGCAGCUUAGUUUCAAAACGCGUGGCAACAACAACAGUCGCUCAUACGUCGCUCUCGGUUCGCAACGUUUUUUUCGUUUGUUUUUUCCCACAACAACAACUGUAUAACACUUAUAAAAAAAUACAAAAGAGAGACAUUGAAAUAGAAUUCUGGCCGAGCAUCGUUUGUGUUUGCCGCGGGUGUAACCUUUAACCUCGCUGAUUACGACGGCAUCGCAAUACUUCAAUACCACAUAAUACAAGUGCCGUCGGUUGGUUUUUUGGUUGCUGAAUGACAACGAAUUGUAUUCGCAGCGCAAACACGGAACACAACACAGCAAGAUCAAGAACGCAGCUGCGAGACCGUCCACGUCCAAUUCAAAUUCUUAUUUAGUUAUCAAAAACGAAACGAAAUAAAAAACAUACUCAAACACAAUCGGCAAUAAACAGAACCGAACAGAGCUCAACUGAACCAAAGUGAACUGAAAGGCGGACAAGCCGAGCGCAUCCGCAACUGCCUCCGUCUUCGUCUUCGUCUACGUCUACGUCUCUGCCUCUAGACGCUCAGCCGCUCAGCCGCUGCUCUCUAAUGCCUUAUCAGCAGCACGCAUCUUCUGGGGCUGCCGUAGGAACACACAGAGACUGACCAGCGAACAGUGGACCGACCUUUUACUACUACUAAACAACUAUAUACAUUUGCUACGUGUAUGUCGUGUAUGUCGUCUACCAACUCAAUUUCGGAGUGCCAUUCUCGCGCUGUCUCGUAAAUUAAUGUCAUAAAUUAAUUUUCGGGGAUCUGGGACUUUUCGUUCUGUUAUCGUUUGACAUUGCAACCGGUGUCGAUCUCGGGAGUCGAGUCCGUGUCCCGUGUCGGGGUUUUUUAAUAUCGUUCAGGAGCGGCUGUCUAAAACAAGUCAACUUUACCUGCUAACAAGUCAACGAGAAGACAAGUGUUUCUCUCUCUGUGUGUGUGUGUGUUCGAGUGUUCGAGUGUGUGCGUGUCAUCUAAAACCCAAAUGUUCCUUAAAUUACCUUGAAGCUGAAAUUCAAAUAAAUUAAAUACAAGCGAAUGAGAAUAUCAAUGCAAAACGUAUUUAGUGAAAUAUAUAUGUAAAUGCAAAACAACAAAAUACACAAAACUAAAUACCUAAUAAUUGUAUAAGAAGAAGUUUCCUUGCUGACGACAACAUUUGGCACACAUCAAAAAAAAAAAGAAAUAAAGAAUCCGAUCGUAAAAAUGUUAAACCUAUAAAUCGAUGUUCAGUGAUUUGAUGUUCAGCAAACUCGCUCGUAAAUUGUGUUGUUUCAUGAAUUGAGACAACCAAGUGUCAAGUGAACGACAUACACACAAAUCUAAUAUAUUAAAGUAUAUCGUGCAUAUGCUUAUAUAUCGGGUAUAUCGGGUAUAAAGCCAAUAAAUAUCUUAUAAGACAAAACGCCGCCACAAAAGCAAAAGGGAUUACUGGACCAAUAAACCAAUCGAAAAGCCUUCAGGAUAUAUUAGCAAACAUUGACAGCAACAAAGAACAACAAAACACAGCCAACAAACAACAACAAAACAAACAUACACCAGACAGACAUCAUCAUCGUUGGAAAUAGACCUCGUGUCAUUCCAAAAGACGCACAUGGGCGUCUGCACCGAAGAGCGCCCUGUGAUGCAUUGGCAGCAGAGCGCAAGAUUUCUUGGGCCCGGCGCAAGGGAGAAAAGUCCAACACCACCUGUAGCACAUCAAGGGAGCAAUCAAUGUGGCAGUGCUGCAGGUGCAAAUAAUAAUCAUCCAUUGUUUCGCACAUGCUCCACAUCCUCAUCGUGUCCAGAUAUUUGUGAUCACAGUACAAAGCCAUUUGGCAAUGCAUACGGCAGCGAGUCAUAUAGAAGCUAUGAGACCGCCGAUCGCGCCACAUUCGAGGACUCGACGGCAAAAUUCUCAAUUAGCCGCAGUCGCACGGAUUGCACGGAGGUUAGCGAUGAGACCACAUCGGGCAUAUCAUUCAAAACGGAACCCUUUGGACCACCCAGCAGCCCCGAAUCCACCAACGAUAGCAAAGUAACCCGCAAUCCCGACGAUUGCGCUGGCUGUGGCCGACAAAUACAGGAUCGCUUCUACCUCUCCGCUGUGGAAAAACGCUGGCAUGCCAGCUGCUUGCAGUGUUAUGCAUGUCGGCAGCCGCUGGAACGGGAAUCCUCAUGUUACUCACGUGAUGGCAACAUUUAUUGCAAAAACGAUUAUUAUAGUUUUUUUGGUACUCGCCGCUGUUCCCGCUGCCUGGCCUCCAUAAGCUCCAACGAGCUGGUCAUGCGCGCCCGCAACCUGGUCUUUCAUGUCAACUGCUUCUGCUGCACCGUGUGCCACACGCCGCUCACCAAGGGGGAUCAAUAUGGCAUCAUCGAUGCGCACAUCUAUUGCAGAACACACUAUAGCAUAGCGAGGGAGGGAGACGCUGCAUCGUCGAGCAUGAGUGCCACAUAUCCGUAUAGCACGCAAUUUGGAUCGCCGCACAAUGACUCGUCGAGUCCGCACUCGGAUCCCAGUCGUAGUAUUGUUCCUACGGGCAUCUUUGUGCCCACAUCGCAUGUCAUAACCGGACUGCCGCAGCCGGCGCGUCAAAAGGGGAGACCGCGCAAGCGCAAGCCCAAGGAUAUCGAGGCAUUCACAGCGAAUAUAGAUCUCAACACCGAGUAUGUGGACUUUGGGCGCGGCUCACACAUGAGCGCCUCAUCGCGGACCAAACGAAUGCGCACCUCGUUCAAGCAUCAUCAGCUGCGCACCAUGAAGUCCUACUUUGCAAUCAAUCACAAUCCCGAUGCCAAGGAUCUGAAGCAAUUGUCGCAGAAAACGGGUUUACCAAAGAGAGUCCUACAGGUUUGGUUUCAGAAUGCGCGAGCCAAAUGGCGUCGCAUGAUGAUGAAGCAAGAUGGCAGCGGCAUGCUGGAGAAGGGCGAUGGCACAUUGGACCUGGAUAGCAUUUCGGUGCACAGUCCCUCAUCGUUUAUGCUGGGCGGUGCGAACAGCACGCCGCCCCACAAUCUUGACUAACAGCUGCUCAGGGAGAGGGAGCAACAGCAACAGUCGCAGCAGCAGCAACAGCAACAUCGCCACACUGACUCCAGCAAUGUGAACACUAACGCCUCCAACUCCAAUUCCACCUCCAACUCGAAUGCCACCAGCGUAUCCGCCUCUGCCACAGCAACGGCAGCGGUUGCUGCUGCAGCUGCUGCCUACGCAAUUGAGUUGCAACUGCUGCACGCAUCGAGUGGCAACAACGGAUGUUGCUCGCCGGCGCUGCUCUCGUUGGCGGACCUGUUGAAUGGCACUGACGAUUAGUAGUUGUACUCGUACUUGGCCACAAAAUACUCAAAUACUAGAGAGAGAGAAACCUUUACAAACAUGCAUACAUACACACAUUCAAUUACAUCAAUAUGUACAUCACAUAUUUACAUACAAAGCACACACAAACGCCUAGAGAAUGUUGUUUAGACGGGCUGCCUCAAGUUUGCUGUUUGCAUUAAGUAUUUUUGUAGUUGCUUCUAGCCAUUCAGACAGUCAAUCAAUCAAUCAAUCAAUCAGUCAGUCAGUCGGUCAGACCUUGAGAUUGAUUAGCGAUUAAAUACAAGAACUCCUCCAAGCAGCUUCUCCUCCAUCGAUCGAUUGAUCGUUCGUUCGAUCGAUCCUCUUUAUCGAGUAGCAGUGUCUGAGAUCAGAUCUUAUGCACCCAUCAAAAAUGUUGUUUCUAUUUCUAUCGUUCAUUUGUAAAUAUGUACUAGAACCUUAGUAAUUGCUUACAAGAAAUUAUUGUUAAUACUUAUACUAUAUAUAGUAUAUAUACAUAUACACAUAUAUAUGUAUACAUAUGAAUACACACAUGCAUACAUACAUACAUAUAUAUUGUAUAUCUACCAUACAUAUUAAAUAAACAAAUCUAAUAUAUAAAUUUCAUAUUUAUUGCCCAAAUUAUAUAGUUAGAGAUGAAUUUAGUUUAACGAAGCGAUCUAUAUAUAUAUAGAUAUAUAUAUUAUUAUUAUCUGUCGUAGUAUUACGCUAAUUUACUUGCUUCGAUCCACACAUGAUGAGACGCUGAAAUAUGAAAUUAUAUUAAAUGAAUCGAGAUCAAGUUAUGAUGAGCAAUGGAAAAAUGCAAUUGAAGCAAAGUGAAUAACAGAAAUUUGUACUUACAAAUAGAUUAACCAUAAGUCGUACCAUAGAAGCCAAAUAAAAGCGAUUAAAAAAUAUAUAAAUGCU
This is a messenger RNA of Drosophila nasuta, 4336 nucleotides long. It is a transcript of the gene ap, whose product is annotated as apterous. Gene Ontology annotation, biological process: neuron differentiation; regulation of transcription by RNA polymerase II. Gene Ontology annotation, cellular component: nucleus. Lineage: Eukaryota; Metazoa; Arthropoda; Insecta; Diptera; Drosophilidae. The record is from RefSeq and is a predicted model, not a curated record. Gene Ontology annotation, molecular function: RNA polymerase II transcription regulatory region sequence-specific DNA binding; DNA-binding transcription factor activity, RNA polymerase II-specific.